CUGGGUAUCAGCGCUGCAACCUUCUAAUAUAGUUUAACAAAAUUCGUUUAAGGCAAAAUGCAUUCGAAGUUGUUGUGUUUUUCUAUGUUGAUUUACGUUGCCGUGGUUACAGCACAGACGUGUAACAAGCUGAUGGACCGCUUUAAUGUACCUGUCGUCGGGGAGAUUGUUGGACAUUCGCCCAUUCGCGAGAUCAAUAACCAAACAUCUGGGGCCAAAUGUGUUCUUUACUGCCACAUCACAGCAACGUGCGGCACAGUUGAGUAUGAUCAAAGUUCAAAGACUUGCGCUCUGUUUAAUGUAACGAUGACGCCAGGAGACAUACAGUCGGGCAGUAAGAACAUCUGGUACUUGGAAGACCUGCCAGCCGUGUCCCCGUGCAACGCGAAUGCCUGUGCAAGCGGCGAGUUUUGCAUCGCUCAGGCCACUGGUGGAUAUACAUGCGCUCUUUAUUGAUUGAAAGAAACAGAACAGAACUGAACAUUUAUUUAUCAGAAGGUCUUACUCCCAUGUGGCCGGAUAUAGUACAAAAUGGCGACAAAUGGACUAUAUAAACAUUUUUUAUAAAUCGAAAUUACAAGCAAACUACGGACAAGCUAUACUUAGUAAAGUAAUUCUUUUCACUCAUAGAAAUAUACACAUAAAAAUAUACGUUAGGCUAAUAUAAACUAAUUGCUGGAUUUUCAUUAUUUUUUUCUUAAAUUUGAGGAGAGGGGUGAUUUUUUUUCUUUGCUGACUGUUUCACCAUUGAAUAUUUGUCAAUGCUCUUUCUUUUUGCAUAAUGGACCCACUGGCACCGGAAUUUUAAACUCAAUCAUUUUUUUUAAAUAUAAAAAAUCUUAUAAUUCCAAAUUAAAAAUCAUUAUACUAAAAAUGUGAACAAAAUAUUGAAAAAAAAUUAUAUAUAUAUAUAGUACAAAAUGCAUUAUUAUAAAAAAAUAUUGAUUUUUAGUUUGGAAUUAUAAGUUUUGUUUUGAUUUUCAAAAAAAUGAUUGAGUUUAAAAAUCCGGUGCCAGUGAAUGGAUCAUAUAAAUGUUUUUUUCCAGACGAACCAAGAACACGAUCGUAACAAUCCCAAUUUUUACACGUUUGUCAUUAUUUUACAUCGACACCGUAGAUAUUUAUAGACGCCGUUCCCGAACAGUACCUGACCGAUAUGCAAAUACAGAGACCACUUCAACAUUUUUAUUUGAGUAAAAAAAAAUUAAGAGGCGGCCGAAAGAAAACAUCUAGCAAUUAAUUCAUAGCCGCCUUAAAAGAGGAUAAUAUUUUACUUUGGAAGUGUAAAUGUCUUUGCAUUUUUUUUGGUAAUUACAGCAUAGUUUUUAUCACAUCCUACACUUCACUUCCGGUUAAAUAAAACUUUGACAUUUUUUAUCGUAAUUAACAUUCGUAUUUAUGACUUUAUUUAUUACUUAGUUUAAUAUACAAUAAAGACAUAUUGUACGGAAAGUCUCGGGGUUUUUUUUUCACUGGAUUUAAAUGAUAUUUUUUUAAACAAUUUAUAAAAAGGACAUAUUUUAUUUUAUUUCAGUCUCAUCAAUGCACUGGUCAUGAAUAAAAGUACAUUCAACAAACAGUACAUACAAGUGCAUUGCCACUCUAGUAAGAGUUCAAUUUCAUAAUACAACUAAGACACAUAUCAAUACAUCUUUUUACAAAACCUUGCUAAUCCCAUUUAAAAAACUGCUUUAAGACAAUGAAAAAAUGCGGGGAUUUUACCAGCAAAUCGUCCCCUCAGGGCGGGGGUCUUACCCGGGCUUGGCUGGACCAAAAUUCAAAGUCCCCGCUAUUACCUGGACCUUGGGGAUGGGGCGUGGUUACAAUUGACUGGUGCAAAUAAAACAUAAUGAUAAGCACAAAUCAGACAACGCUUCCAAUCAAUCUACUGAUCUAGACAACUAGAUGUUUGCCGUUCGAAGUUUACAAAUUGUAGCAUUAUCGUAAACAUGAUCAUCUCGCCAAUACAAAGAGGAAUAUUUCCGCGUUAUGGUUGAAAUAGCAUUGACUCACGAACUUCUCUCAAUUGUGCAUAUAAUGAUCGUCAAAUAAUCCCACGAAUAAUCACUUUCUUAAAGAUAAGACGUCUACAGGAAAGAACGAUUAGUGUAUACUCGAAUAAUAAGUAAAAAUAAAAAAUAAAAAUAAAUAAAUAAAUAUAAUAAAAAUAAGUACCGUUGUGUGUGUGUUUUUUCUUGUUCUGUGACAUUUAAUGAUUGUUUUCUUAUAACAAUUUGAUCACUCUAAUAAGAUAUAAAAUAUUUUCUUCCCAUUUUACUCAAUAAAAAUAAUUCUGUACUUUCUGACUUCGUUUUUGCUAUAGUAGCUUCCCCUGAGAGGAAGUAAACAUGUCUGUAUGAAUUUACUAUACUUAUAUCGAUAUCAAUAGUUAAACUUAAAGGGACAUAACCAUGUUCUG
Mya arenaria is the source of this 2419-nucleotide messenger RNA. RefSeq lists its product as uncharacterized. The coding region runs from base 58 to 456 and encodes 132 amino acids. The record is from RefSeq and is a predicted model, not a curated record. The transcript has 4 exons. Lineage: Eukaryota; Metazoa; Mollusca; Bivalvia; Myida; Myidae.